AUGCCUUACUUACCUGAACCUGCUAAAACAGACUAUGACUAUAUUGUGAUUGGUGCUGGUUCUGGUGGCCAAGCUGGUGCCAGAAGAGCCGCUUCCUACGGUGCUUCUGUCGCCAUGAUUGAAGCUCAAAGUGUCCUUGGUGGUACUUGUGUCAAUGUCGGCUGCGUUCCUAAGAAAGUCAUGUGGAACACAGCUUCUAUUUUUGAGACUAUUCGACAAGCUAAGGGCUACGGGUAUGAAUUCCCUGGUAUGAACGGUGAGGUCAAGUUCAAUUGGCCCUUAUUGAAGAAGAAGAGAGAUGCCUACAUUCGUCGUUUGAACGGUAUUUACGAUAGAAACGCCACGAAUGAAGGUAUUCAUGUCUAUCGCGGUCAUGCCAGCUUUGUGGAUAAACAUACUGUCAGUAUAACACAUGAAGACAACACUUUCGAACUGACCGGCAAACAUAUUUUGAUCGCUACGGGAAGUGAUGCCAUCAUCCCCAAGGUUCCUGGCGCUGAAUUGGGUAUUACCUCAGAUGGCUUUUUCGAAUUGGAAGAACAACCUAAACGCGUGGCCGUCGUCGGCACUGGUUAUAUUGGUGUAGAAAUCGCUGGUAUUUUCCACGCUUUGGGUUCUGAAGUUACCAUCUUUUCUAGAACAAAACAAAUCUUGAGAAAGUUUGAUACAAUCAUUAAGGAUACUCUGUUAACACACAUGCAAAAGCAAGGUGUCAAGUUUGUGUUUGAGUCGAAAGUGACGGGAUUAAGAAAGAGUGAAAAUGGCAUUGUGGUAGAGUAUGAGCACACUUCCUCUGAUUAUGAUGAAAAGGAAAGUGAAGUCGAAGUGGAUUGUGUGCUUUGGGCUGUAGGUAGAAGUGCCACAACCCAAAAUCUGAAUUUAAGCGCUGCUGGUGUCAAGUUGAAUGAUAGACAGCAAAUUGAAGUUGAUGAAUACCAAAAUACUACCACAAAGAACAUUUACGCCUUGGGCGAUGUCAUCGGUAAAGCUGAAUUAACGCCAGUUGCCAUUGCUGCUUCUAGGAAACUAAGUGAUCGUCUUUUCGGUGGCUCUGAAUUCGCUACAUCACACUUGGACUAUGACAACAUUCCUACUGUUGUCUUUGCUCACCCCACCAUUGGUACAGUGGGUUUGACAGAAGAACAAGCACGCGAGAAAUAUGGUGAUGAGAAUCUCAAGAUCUAUAAGAGUCGAUUUACAAAUAUGUAUUUUAGUGUCCUCGAAGAACAUGAAAAGGAACCCACAGCUUACAAAUUAAUCUGUGCUGGACCUGAGCAAAAGGUGGUCGGUCUUCAUAUUAUUGGUAGAGGAAGUGAUGAGAUCUUGCAAGGUUUUGGUGUCGCUAUCAAGAUGGGUGCCACUAAGGCAGACUUUGAUAGCUGUGUUGCUAUUCAUCCCACCUCUGCUGAGGAAUUAGUUACUUUGCGUUAA
Molecule: messenger RNA, 1431 nt
Organism: Mycotypha africana
Lineage: Eukaryota; Fungi; Mucoromycota; Mucoromycetes; Mucorales; Mycotyphaceae
Product: glutathione-disulfide reductase
Exons: 2
Coding region: 1-1431 (476 amino acids)
Biological process (GO): glutathione metabolic process; cell redox homeostasis; cellular response to oxidative stress
Cellular component (GO): mitochondrion; cytosol
Molecular function (GO): glutathione-disulfide reductase (NADPH) activity; flavin adenine dinucleotide binding; NADP binding
Source: RefSeq, a predicted model, not a curated record